UCCAAGCAAAUCCCCCAUCCCGUUCCCCCUCUCUCUUCUCUCCAUCUCCGACGCCCGAUUCCUCAGCCCCGCCUUCAUUUUUCACGAGAAGAAACCUCAUCGACGAGCAACCCAAAACCACAUCCAUUUCAGCCAUCGACACUCUGCUUGCUGACUCGGUCUCUGUCCCCCUCCCCUCCCUCUCUCUCUCUCUCUCUCUCUCUCUCUAGGCGUUCAGACAAGUUGGCAGUAGCAUCCAAACAAGGAAAAGCAGACCCCCCCUUUGUUUAUCGAGGAGAGACAGAGAGAAACCCAAUCACGGGCUCGUCUAGUGCUUUAUCCACUAGUGCACUGUUGCUAGUGUAUGUAUAGACCCAUUAAGAUUCUCCCUGUUGGCAUCCUCCAUAGCAAGCGCCUCAUUCACUGCAGCCUCGUUUUUCUUCCUCCUGUUCCUCGUCCGAUAGCCCAUCGGCAAUCACGGGCUGCUACAAAACAAACGCCUCCCCCCUGUUCAGCACCGCGUCCCAGCCUUAUAUAACCCACGUAUUGCUCGUCUUUCCUCCGUGUCGCGGGGCAUUGCAUUUGUUCAGAGAGUUGCUCUCGGGAGGUCGCGCGCCCUCCCAUGAUGACCCCUGCCCAGAACAGAGCGCCGAAGGUGUCCUCUGUUUUGCUCUGCCUCUGCUGCAUUCAUGCGUUCUUCUCGUGCGCCGUCCGUCUGGUCGCGGGCCAGACGCCCAAGCCGGUAUUCGCCUGCGACGUGGACGGCAACCCGAGCCUCGCCGCCUUCGGGUUCUGCAACACGUCGUGGGGGGUCGAGGCGCGGGUGGCGGACCUGGUGCAGCGGCUCACCCUGCAGGAGAAGGUCGGGUUCCUGGUGAGCGGCGCCGGCAAUGUGGACCGCCUGGGGAUCCCCAAGUACGAGUGGUGGUCGGAGGCGCUGCAUGGGGUGUCGUACGUCGGGCCCGGGACCAAGUUCUCGAGCCCCGUCCCCGGAGCGACCAGCUUCCCCCAGGUGAUCCUGACGGCGGCGUCGUUCAAUGCCACCCUGUUCGAGACCAUCGGGAAGGUGGUUUCGACAGAAGCCCGGGCAAUGCACAAUGUGGGGUUAGCCGGAUUAACGUUUUGGUCCCCAAAUGUCAACAUAUUCAGAGACCCGAGAUGGGGGCGGGGCCAGGAGACUCCGGGGGAAGACCCGCUGCUUUCGAGCAAGUAUGCGGCAGGUUAUGUCCGAGGCCUACAAAAGAGCGACGACGGAAAUGCGGACCGGCUUAAGGUUGCUGCCUGUUGCAAACAUUAUACUGCAUAUGAUGUCGAUAACUGGAAGGGUGUCAAUCGCCUUACCUUCAACGCUGUGGUAACACAACAAGAUUUAGAUGAUACGUUUCAACCGCCAUUCAAGAGUUGUGUCCUUGACGGCAAUGUUGCGAGUGUGAUGUGCUCCUACAACCAGGUUAAUGGUAAGCCGACAUGUGCAGACCCGGACCUUCUUGCUGGGACCAUCCGAGGAAAAUGGAAAUUGAACGGAUACAUCGUUUCGGAUUGCGAUUCGGUGGAAGUUUUGUAUGACAAACAACACUAUACUAAAACACCAGAAGAGGCUGCAGCUAAGGCCAUUUUGGCAGGGUUGGAUCUCAAUUGCGGAUCUUUCCUUGGCCAACACACCGAAGCUGCCGUGAAAGGUGGAUUGUUGAAUGAAUCCGCGGUAGACAAGGCCAUCUCUAAUAAUUUUGCCACGCUGAUGAGGCUCGGGUUCUUUGACGGUGAUCCGAGGAAGCAGUUGUAUGGAAAGCUCGGCCCGGACGACGUGUGCACACCGAGCAACCAGGAGCUGGCCCGCGAAGCUGCAAGGCAAGGGAUUGUGUUGCUUAAGAACACGGCAGGAUCAUUGCCCUUGUCCUCGACCGCCAUAAAGUCCUUGGCGGUGAUUGGACCAAACGCCAAUGUCACGAAGACCAUGAUCGGGAACUACGAAGGCACUCCUUGCAAGUACGUGACGCCUUUGCAAGGCCUAGCAGCCAUCGUUUCGACAAUGUACGUGGCCGGCUGUGCGGAUGUAGGAUGCAGCACGGCCCAGACAGACGACGCGAAGAAAGCUGCGGCUUCGGCAGAUGCAACGGUGCUUGUGAUGGGCGCCGACCAGUCGAUUGAGAGGGAGGAUUUUGACCGGGUCAACCUCAACCUCCCAGGCCAGCAGUCGCUCUUGGUCUCAGAAGUGGCGAACGUGUCGAAGGGGCCUGUGGUCCUCGUGAUCAUGUCUGGGGGAGGGAUGGAUGUAUCCUUCGCCAAGGACAAUGCAAAGAUAACGAGCAUUUUGUGGGUUGGCUACCCCGGCGAAGCCGGCGGCGCUGCAAUGGCGGACGUGAUUUUUGGGGACCAUAAUCCUAGUGGAAGAUUGCCGAUGACGUGGUAUCCGCAAUCAUACGUGGACGCCGUCCCAAUGACAAAUAUGAACAUGAGGCCCGACCCAGCCACGGGCUACCCCGGCAGGACAUACCGCUUCUACACCGGGCCGACUGUGUACUCAUUUGGGGAUGGGCUGAGCUACUCCAGCUUCAGCCACGGUCAAGUCCAAGCGCCACAGCUCGUGUCCGUGCCCUUAGAUGAGGGCCACAUUUGCCACUCGUCGGCAUGCGAAUCGUUGGAAGCCAAGAGCGAAACAUGCUCGAAUCUGGUCUUCGACGUGCAUCUGAACGUCAAGAACGUGGGAAGGUUCAGCGGCAGCCACACGGUGUUCUUGUUCAGCAGCCCUCCAUCGGUGCACAGGUCGCCCCAGAAGCACCUGCUGGGCUUUGAGAAGGUGUUCUUGGCCUCACAAAGUGAGGCGCAAGUGCAGUUCAAGGUCGACGUUUGCAAGGAUCUGAGCGUGGUCGACGAGCUCGGUGGCCGGAAGGUCGCCCUGGGGACGCAUGUCCUCCACGUCGGCGACCUGAAGCAUGCGUUGAGCGUGCAGAUUGGAUCGUCCGGGCUCUCCCUGAGCCCGCCGAGACAUUUCUGAAUAAAGAAAUCAAAGUGAUAAACGUUUGAGAGAUGUUCGCAAGAACUCCCUCUCAACCGAUCGUCAUGUAGCCAAACUGUUCAAAAGCAAAUUGAAGUUUCGACUACCAUGAAGCAACUCACCUUUGUUUUUGAUUUACAUCAUUGAAAAUAAGAAAACACAACAGGCCAAUUUUUAUUAGAGAAGCUGAUGGUAAAAUCAUGAUUGAUGCUUCCCCAUUAAAAUGCUAGAGAUUUAUCAAUACUUUUGUAAAAGUAUUAAUUUGUAUUUGGUUGUAUCAAAGUUACAAUCUAUUCCAAUUAUUUACCAUUA
Messenger RNA from Eucalyptus grandis, 3286 nucleotides. Its product is annotated as beta-xylosidase/alpha-L-arabinofuranosidase 2. The transcript has 7 exons. NCBI's taxonomy places the organism in Eukaryota, Viridiplantae, Streptophyta, Magnoliopsida, Myrtales, Myrtaceae. The coding region runs from base 602 to 2974 and encodes 790 amino acids. The record is from RefSeq and is a predicted model, not a curated record. Gene Ontology annotation, molecular function: alpha-L-arabinofuranosidase activity; xylan 1,4-beta-xylosidase activity. Gene Ontology annotation, cellular component: plant-type cell wall. Gene Ontology annotation, biological process: xylan catabolic process; arabinan catabolic process.